AUGCCGGCCAACAUAACCCCCACACCGGCCGAAGCCUCCCUCGUUAACCAAAUCUUCCUUCAUGCAGAUCCGCAGAAGUUGGGAGUCAUUACUGGCGACGCUGCAGUGAAGGUCUUUGACGGGUCAAAGCUCCCCGCUGCAGUACUGGGUGAAAUCUGGUCCCUCGCAGAUGAGGACAACAACGGCUGGCUGUCCAAGAAGGGUGUCGCCAUCGUAGUUAGGUUAAUGGGCUGGGCGCAGAAGGGAGAACCCGUCUCAGAAGCCCUGAUACAGAAACCCGGACCUCUACCCAGGAUUGAAGGCAUCAGCACCGUCACCCAACAGAACACCGGAAUGUCCUUGCCCAAGUCUCCGCUACCUUAUUUCCCUCCCCUCUCACCCCAAGAUAAGGAAAAAUUCGAUAGCUAUUUCAUCAAGUACGGAGCAACGAACGGCCUCUUGAGCGGCGAGAAGGCAAGAGACGUCUUCCUCAAGUCAAAACUUCCCAAUGAGCAGCUCCUGCAAAUAUGGAACUUGGCUGAUACACAAGACCGUGGUGCUCUUGAUUCGACCGACUUCGCCAUCGGAAUGUACUUUAUCCAAGGACUAAUGAGUGGGAAGAUCUCAUUUAUUCCGACAUCGCUACCACCUGGGCUCUAUCAGCAAGCAGGCGGUGGUGGGGUCGCUUCCCACAUGACUGGUGGUAGCGGUAACUUCAGCCCAGCCCCAGGAAGCGCUUUUAGCAUCCAACCCCAGUAUACCGGUCAAAGAAGUCAAAUACAACCCAACCACACCGGAAUGUCAAACCAGGCGCGAAGUCCAGCGCUACCUCCCCGUCCAGCUGUCCCUUCCAUUGCUGCAAGGUCACUAAGUCCACCCAUCCGACCACCCGUUUCCGUAGCACCCACACCAGCAUGGGACAUCACACCCGCUGACAAGGCUCGCUUUGACCAAUGGUUCGAUGACUUGGAUAAAGAUAAAGUUGGUUUCAUCGAAGGAUCUGUCGCAGUUCCUUUCAUGAUUCAGUCCGGUUUGCCAGGCGAAGUCUUGGCAGUCGUUUGGGACCUCUCUGACCUUAACAACGAUGGCAAACUAACGCGCGACGGCUUCGCGGUCGCCAUGCAUCUCAUUCAGAGGAAACUUGGCGGCGGGGAGAUCCCGGCUACAUUACCCCCUUCAUUGAUUCCUCCUUCGAUGCGUCAAGCUCAGCCGCCAGCUGCGCCUGAACCUCAGAAGGAUCUGUUCUCAUUCGAUGACUCGCCUCCCGCGUCCCCUGUUCCUUCGCAAGCUACCGGUAAUAAAUACCAAACGCUUCAGCCCCAGCGAACAGGACCUCUUCAAACGAUGACUCCGCAGCCUACUGGCGGACGAUCUGUGUCAAUGCCUUUGGAUCCCUUCGCUGCAUCUCUUCAGCAACCCAACUAUACCGGCUCCGCUCGUAAUCUACUGGAUGAUGACGAGCCAACCACGUCCACCUCUCCACCGCUCCAAGAUCAAUCCGCCGAGAUUGGCAACGUGAAGAAUCAACUCGCCUCCACUAACAAUUCCUUGGAGAAGACUAGGUCUGAUCGUGAAGCCAUCGAACAAUCGCUUGCCACUCAAGCUUCGCAGCUGUCGGCUCUGCAAGUCCAGCUAUCCUCCGCGAAGGCAGCGUAUGAGACCGAGAUCAAGUUGUUUACGACCCUCAAAGAUCGCCAUACCAGUCAACAAGCGGAGAUUGAGAAAAUCCGCCAAGAGUUAAUUAGCGCCGAAAGCGACCUCAGCGCUAAGCGGGUCGAAAAGGCUGAGAUUGAAGGCGCGUUCAUGCGCGACAAGGAGGAUAAGCGAGAGUUGGAGAGGCGAAUGAUCGAAGCGGGGCAGCAAAUUGAGGCAAUCAAGGCUGAAGUCGAGAAGCUCAAGAAGGCCGCCAAGCAGCAGAAGGGGCUGUUGGCGAUUGCAAAGAAACAGUUGGCGACCAAGGAAGCUGAGAGAGCGAAGGCUCAAGACGAGUUGCAGGAAGCCAAUGCAGAGUUGGAGGAGGUUACGAAGGAGACAGAGGAGACAGAGGCUGCUCUCGCUAAGCUUGAGAUGCCUCAACCUAAGCCAGCUGCUCCGCCCAUUCCUCCUCGAGCCACUUCAUCUGAAACCAUUGCGUCAGCCGACACUCUUGCAUUCGCCGCUUCGCAACCUUUGCCCGUCACUCCGGACCCGGUCGUCUCGCCGUCUGCUAGCAUCAAGAGUAACAAUCCUUUCGAAAGGCUCGCUAUGGGCAAUUCGCAAUCUCGCACCGGUUCUCCCUUCUCUCCUUUCCCUUCCGCUCCUGUUGGCAACCCUGCUGAAGACGACGACAUCUUUGCCAGCUUCGCUCAGCCGGAGAAAGCACUUUCAGACGAGGGAGGCGCUCAGUCAACCGAAGGUCUGCCCUACGAUGCGCCUGAACCCGCAAGGACCCAGUCCCCAGAUAACUCUAACAAGUUGACCGUGGAAGCGAGCGAGCAACCUCCAGUUUCUCCUAACGAAACCGAGUUAUUCCACACUCCACCCACGUCUGCGAGGGCUCUUUCGCCCAGCGACACUUCGCUGCAUUCCCUUGAUGGCGCCUCUUCCAAGUUCCCUGCAAUUGACGCGGUCACUGCACAGAUUUCCAAUGAAGUCGCUGCAGCACCAGCUUCCUCCAAGCCUGCUAAUGGGAACGACGACUUUGACGAUCUGUUUGGUAGCGCCAUUCAGGAGAAGGAGAUUGAUGAAUCCGAUUCCUCAGACGAGAGCGACGACGAGAUUCCUUUAGCCGAAUUAAACAAGUCAGGAAACAAGCCCCCUGCAGCUUCCCAGGAUUCUGAGAAGAGCAAGGAAGGUGCCAAACCGGCCGAGAACAAUGCCCAGUCCUUUGACGACAUCUUUGCAUCCUCACCACCGACAAAGCCAACCGAGACUGCACCUCCAGCUGCCACCAGUGACUUUGACGAUAUUUUCAACCCUACCCCAGCCGCUGUCGCAACUCAACCCACUGGAGAUGUUGCCAAGUCAAAUGGAGACGCUGACCUAUUCCCUCCCGUCGACUCGAAGCCAGCUGUAGCAGGGGUUGACGCUUUUGACGAAGCGCUCGGGCUGUCCACCUCUACCGCCAGCAAACCAGCGCCAGCACCAGCCUUCUCCUUCGACGCCGCAUUCGACGACAACUUUGACUUCAGCGCUGCCAAAGCCGACUCGCCGCCAGUAACUGCCGCCGCACAGCCUGCUCAACCUCCAGCGGCCGCAACCAAUGGUGCUUCAUUUGACGACAUCUUCAGUACUGCCGGCCCUGUCAAUGGUCACUCUGGGGAGGCAACCACGUCGACUACCCCGUCUCAAAUUUCGGCCCAGCCCACCGAGGCGCCCAAACCGGAACCCGCUGCAACCUCGUUCGAUGAGGCCUUCAAUCCUGCACCAACCGCAAGUCCCAAACCGGCACCAACUGUCUCGACCAGCUCUCCUCCCCCAACAGCACCCUCCACCAGUCCCUUCCCAACUGGUAGCCCGACCACGUCACCGAAGAACAGUCUGAGCUCUGGCCGCCCCCGACCCUCUUCACCGUUGGCAGUAAGAUCACACACCCCUCCUCCCCGUACUUCCUCACCUAAACCUCGGCUUUCCUCGUCAUCCUCAAAGGACGGACUUGAGAAACCUAAGGAACCUGCUCCAAGGCACUCCAAACUAUCUCUGCGCUUGCCAUUUGGAAAGAAGAAGAACAAGGACAAGCAUGAACCCAUGCCGACGACGUCGAGCUCGCAUCUUACACCUCAUAAGGAGACUCCUGAGAGGUCCGUGACGCCGGCAGGAGAUGACGAUGUGGAGGCGGUGAAGCAGUUGACGGACAUGGGCUUUAGCAGGAGCCAGGCGAUUGAUGCAUUGGAACGAUAUGGGUAUGAUGUUCCGAGAGCUUUGAAUACGCUCCUCGGUGCCCCAUAA
This is a messenger RNA of Coprinopsis cinerea okayama7#130, 3906 nucleotides long. RefSeq names its product UBA/TS-N domain-containing protein. Gene Ontology annotation, molecular function: protein binding; calcium ion binding. Bases 1 to 3906 code for a protein of 1301 amino acids. Gene Ontology annotation, biological process: endocytosis; endosomal transport. The transcript is spliced from 7 exons. Gene Ontology annotation, cellular component: plasma membrane; cytoplasm. NCBI's taxonomy places the organism in Eukaryota, Fungi, Basidiomycota, Agaricomycetes, Agaricales, Psathyrellaceae. The record is from RefSeq and is a predicted model, not a curated record.